GUCGCGCUCGUCGUCUAGUUCCAAGCCGCCACCCCCCCAGCUCCCAGGUAGCCAGUCCCCAGCAGCCUUCUACCACUGCGGCGAGCAAGAUGAUCUCCCCCGACGCCGCCCGCAACAUCGUCGGCAUCAUCGGCAAUGUCAUCUCCUUCGGCCUCUUCCUCUCCCCAGUGCCGACGUUCUGGCGGAUCUGCAAGCGGAAGGACGUGGAGGAGUUCAAGCCGGACCCCUACCUGGCCACGCUGCUCAACUGCAUGCUCUGGGUCUUCUACGGCAUCCCCAUCGUCCACCCCAACAGCAUCCUCGUCGUCACCAUCAAUGGCAUCGGGCUCGUCAUCGAGGGCUCAUACCUCAUCAUCUUCUUCCUCUACUCCACCAACAAGAAGCGCUUGAAGAUGCUCGCCGUCCUGGGCGUGGAGGCGGCGUUCAUGCUCAUUGUGGUGCUCUCGGUGCUCCUGGCCGCGCACACCCACGAGAAACGAUCCAUGAUCGUCGGCAUCCUCUGCGUCAUCUUCGGCUCGGCGAUGUACGCCUCCCCGCUCACCAUCAUGAGGAAAGUGAUCACUACCAAGAGCGUUGAGUACAUGCCGUUCUUCCUGUCGCUGGUGAGCUUCCUCAACGGCAUCUGCUGGACGGCCUACGCCCUCAUCCGCUUCGACCUCUACGUCACGAUCCCCAACGGCCUCGGCGCGUUCUUCGGCCUCGUCCAGCUGAUCCUCUACGCCUGCUACUACAAGUCGACCCCCAAGAAGGAGAAGAACGUCGAGCUGCCCACCGUCGUCUCCGGCAACGUCGGCGGCGGCAACGUCUCCGUCAGCGUCGAGAGAUAAGCAGCCGGCGCAUCCCCGCGUCGAGAAAUUGGGCGAUGGUUUUACUCAGUCUUGCCUCUGUCAUCUAAAGAGUCGUAGCUUCCUCCUUUCCGGUUGACGGCUAAGAGAGUGGUAGGUUUGUCCGUUGUUGUCUUGUCAAGAACCAUAUAUAGUUUGCUGAGAUAAUGACAAUCAUGUCACUUUGCUACCUCUAAUCCCCCAAUUGA
This is a messenger RNA of Phragmites australis (common reed), 1033 nucleotides long. RefSeq names its product bidirectional sugar transporter SWEET6a-like. Gene Ontology annotation, biological process: carbohydrate transport. Bases 90 to 827 code for a protein of 245 amino acids. The record is from RefSeq and is a predicted model, not a curated record. NCBI's taxonomy places the organism in Eukaryota, Viridiplantae, Streptophyta, Magnoliopsida, Poales, Poaceae. The transcript is spliced from 6 exons. Gene Ontology annotation, molecular function: sugar transmembrane transporter activity. Gene Ontology annotation, cellular component: membrane.